UGUGCAUGUAUGCAUGUGUGUGUACGCGUGGGCAUUUGUGUGAGGGAGGGGGCCCAUGGUGGUCCUCGGGCACCACCCCCUACUGGUAUCUGCCACUGUAGGAGGGGAUGAGUUUCCUUGAUGCCCGGAGCUUACAUUAACCAUCCAGCAACGCGAGGAUCCUGUGUGCUGGUUACUAUCUUUGCAUCACUGCUGUACUCCCGGAUUCCUCUGACCUUUAGGUGGGCUCCUAGAGAAAGCGCAUCUCCUGUCAUGUAAAUCAUGAUGUUUCUCUACAUUAUUAAAAUCUGCGUGUGAACCUGUAUCAGGUGGGCCUCCUGUGCCUGGCAGCUCAAAGUACUUGAAGAAAAUCAGACACUGUUUUCUUUCAUUGGAGCCUUUCAGAAGCCUUUUCCUAAAGUGAUACACGCUUGUGUUUUUUUUUUUAAAAAAAAAAAGAUCUAAAGUAGAAAAUGAAAACCACCUGUAAAUCUAUUCCCCAGGGAUAACCAUUAAUAACAUUCUGGUAUAAAUCUUUCCAGACCCUUUGACAUGUGCCUAUUUAAGCAAAACAGGAUCACAGCGUGUACUGUGUGUGACCUGCUUCUUUCACUUCAUGUUAUAUGCUGGGCAUCUUCUCAUGUCGAUAAGUAGAAAUUUGUGUAUUUUUUAACAGCUGCCACAGUAUUUUAUAUAUGGGUGGGACCAUAUGUUACGCAAUCAUUCCCUUACUAUUAUAAAUAACACUGUGGUGAACAUCUUUGUAGAUCUCCUCUUUGCUUCCUUGGACGCAAUUCUGGCAGUAGGAAGUGCUACAUGGGGAGCUGGGACAGGAGGGUUCUGAUACAUAGUAUCAUUUUCCCGGUGUAAUGAUCUGUUGAACGCUGCUUAUUCAGUGCCUCCCUCCUCACUGGAUGUGUCAGUCCCCAACCCCCUUUUCCUGAGGAGUGUUUACUCUUUUUAAACCCUAGAUGCGACUGUCGCCAGAGUGGAGCGUCUGCCCUUGUCCCACACGCUCCACAAAGCAUGCCGUGGCCUGGGAGUGCUCUUUGCAGCUGCCCUCGCCUCCUGCAGAGCCAGACCUCACCUGGCGAGCACACAGCGCCAAGCCCGCAGCUCUCCAAAGAGGACCAUGGCCCUGCCCGGGAGCACGCCCUGAGCACCUGCCUCUGAUCCCUCAGCCAGUAGCUGGGCGUCGUUAGCAGCCUGAGAGAGGCUGGCUGGGAGCCUCGGGGACCCAGCCUUGCUCCCGGCACACCCACAAGAUGUGGAUGGCCCUUGUGCUCGCCUGCAUUUCCUCCUUACCCUUCUCUGAAAGCCAGGUGGCAUCCCAGGAUCCAGGGACCGUGGCCCUCAACCUGACGCAGGGCGAUUUAGUCUCAAACAGCGCACCCGGGGAAACGGCUAACAGCACCUUUAAGAAAACACCUGAAAGAGUGACGACACCCUCUCCCGUCCCGUUAGCCGGAGGGACUCCGGGAGCCAACCACAGCUCUCCGGUCACAGCAGGAGCCUCGGCAGGGAGCGCACACAGGCCCGACGCGGGUGCUUCGGCCACUGCGGUGGGUUCCCCUGACCUCGCGGCCUCCACAGCGCCCACUCCGCCCUCCCAAGCAUCCACACAGCCAGCCCUGCCCUCCACGGCCGCCCUCAGCACAGCCCCUGCCCAGCUGCCCAGAAAUAGCACAUUGCCAGGAGCAGCACCUCUGACGACAUUGGCCACCAGCACUCAGACUGCUGCCACCACCAGCAAUGACACUGCUGCCGCCACCACGGCAAGUGCCGGCAGCCCCACGGGCACGCAGAGCCCUGCCAAGCACAGCCCCCAUCACUCCACAGCCAGUCCCACGCCCCCCACCAGUCCCCAAGCACUUAACACGUCCACGCAAGGCCCCACCUUCCAGCUGCCCACUACCCGACCCGUGGCAGACGUGGCAAGCAGGCCCACCCCGCCUCUCGUGAACACAACCCUAGAACCCACCCCCUCCUCCGUGGCUUCCACGUCCACCACGGUGGUGACAGCCACCAAGGCACCGGCUGAGGGGCCAGCUGCCAGCACAGUGCCAGCUCCUGCACCUCACACCAGCCCCACACCUGGGGUGGAGGCCACGUCCCCCACAACGCCGCCAAGUCCUGUUUCACCUCCACGGGGGGAUAUGGGGCCAGGCACGCCCCCCACACCGGAGCAGGUGCAGCCUGAGGCCACAGGUGGUACUGCUUCCACCAGGCCAACAUCCGGGAGCUCAGGGGAACCUCAGAUGCCAACCACAGACUCGUGCCAGCUCAGCACCCAAGGCCAGUACCUGGUGGUCACCACCAAGCCCCUCCCCCUGACCUCGGUGAACAGAAGUGCGCUCCUGGCGGUGCUCUUGCUGGGGGUGGCCCUUUUCUUCGCAGUCAUGGUUCUGUUUGCCCUGCAAGCCUACGAGAGCUACAAGAAGAAGGGCUACACGCAGGUGGACUAUUUAAUCAACGGGAUGUAUGCAGACUCGGAAAUGUGAGGCUGGCCCUCCGCUCCAGCCCGGCCCUCGGGGCGCUGGGCCCUUCGUCCCCUUCCCUUUUCCCUCCGAGACCAAACCAAGUGCUUCCAGACUCUUUGGUGCAAUUUAGGAGACAUGCCAGAUGCUUAAACAUAUGUAAUUACUGUCAGAUUAAUUCCACGAUCACUAAAGAGUUGCUGCUUUUUUUCAUAUUUAUUUUUGUAAACGAUCACGGUGACGAGCAGUCAGGGAUCCGGCAGCGGGGUGGGGCGGGGCAGAUGUGUCAGAUCCUGGCAGGAAUUAAAGCAAUGACCACUUUCCAUUGA
Miniopterus natalensis is the source of this 2785-nucleotide messenger RNA. RefSeq names its product chromosome 11 C11orf24 homolog (gene C11H11orf24). Gene Ontology annotation, cellular component: Golgi apparatus. NCBI's taxonomy places the organism in Eukaryota, Metazoa, Chordata, Mammalia, Chiroptera, Miniopteridae. The record is from RefSeq and is a predicted model, not a curated record.